Messenger RNA from Blastocystis hominis, 480 nucleotides. RefSeq lists its product as hypothetical. NCBI's taxonomy places the organism in Eukaryota, Bigyra, Opalinata, Blastocystidae. The record is from RefSeq and is a predicted model, not a curated record. Gene Ontology annotation, molecular function: ribosomal large subunit binding; tRNA binding. The transcript has 4 exons. Gene Ontology annotation, biological process: rescue of stalled cytosolic ribosome; ribosome-associated ubiquitin-dependent protein catabolic process. The coding region runs from base 1 to 480 and encodes 159 amino acids. Gene Ontology annotation, cellular component: RQC complex.
AUGCCCAAGACUCGUAUGACUGCUCUCGACGUGAGAGCAUGCGUGAACGAACUGAAAGGGAUCGUUCUCGGAGCAAAACUGGCGAACGUAUACGACGUCUCGAAUAAAGUGUACAUACUCAAGUUAAUGAAGGGCGGAGCCCAAUAUAACCUUGUAAUCGAAAGUGGUGUUCGGGUCCAUCUCACCAAGUAUUUGCGUGAGAAAAACCAAUUCCCUAAUACCUUUUCGCAGAAAUUGAGAAAGCACAUCCGAAAUCGAAGGAUUGAAGCUGUCCGUCAAAUUGGCUUUGACCGUGUGGUCGAUUUAGUGUUUGGCAAUGGCGAGACCACCUAUCACGUAAUCGUGGAGUUGUACUCCGGAGGCAACAUUAUUUUGACGAACUACGAAUUUGAGGUGAUGUUCCUGCUGCGUUCCUACACGUUGAACGAUGGAACCCAGGUGGACGUCAAGCACCAAUACAAUUUCCAUCCCAGUAUUUGA